AUGCCGUCCUCAACUCAAUGGCAAACCCUCAACGGCGCCACCGCCCCUUCAGAUGAUUCCUCCUUCACCAUAACAGCGCCCACAGACACCGACAUCUGGCGCCGCAGCGACACAGACGACGUCUUCACCGCCCCAAUCCUCUACCGCACCCUCCCCUCCCAAAAAUUCAAAUCCCUCACCGUCACCAUCUUCGCCCCCUGGAAAACCCAAUACGACCAAGGCGGCCUGAUUCUCGCCUUUCCCAACCCCUCCAACCCCACCCCUCCCGAAAACACUAAAGGCCUCAAAUGGCUCAAAGCCGGCAUCGAAUUCUUCUCCAACGCCUGCGUCCUCGGCGUCGUCGGCACGGACCGCUACAGCGACUGGAGCAUCUCGCCCAUGAAGGCCGAGUUUCACCAGAAGGCGACGUUCAGGGUCGUGAGGGAGGGGGAGGGCUUGUGGGUUUAUGCGAAGCAGGAGGGUGGGGAGGGGGAGUUGGGGCCGGUUUGGGUGGGCGUUUAUGCGGCGAAGCCGAAGAAGGACGAGGGGAUUGGUGGGGAGGAAAAUGGGGAGAAGGGGCUCGAGGUUACGUUUUCGGAUUUGGAGUUGGAGGUGGAGGAAUAA
Messenger RNA from Zasmidium cellare ATCC 36951, 603 nucleotides. RefSeq lists its product as uncharacterized. NCBI's taxonomy places the organism in Eukaryota, Fungi, Ascomycota, Dothideomycetes, Mycosphaerellales, Mycosphaerellaceae. The record is from RefSeq and is a predicted model, not a curated record. The transcript is spliced from 3 exons. Bases 1 to 603 code for a protein of 200 amino acids.